Molecule: messenger RNA, 3783 nt
Organism: Phlebotomus papatasi
Lineage: Eukaryota; Metazoa; Arthropoda; Insecta; Diptera; Psychodidae
Product: vesicle-fusing ATPase 1-like
Exons: 5
Coding region: 385-2631 (748 amino acids)
Biological process (GO): Golgi to plasma membrane protein transport; intra-Golgi vesicle-mediated transport; SNARE complex disassembly
Cellular component (GO): Golgi stack
Molecular function (GO): ATP binding; ATP hydrolysis activity
Source: RefSeq, a predicted model, not a curated record
GUCAUCGCGCGCAACGUCAUUGUGUGUGUGUUGUGUUCUCCUCUGAAAACAAGUGUCCAUGCAAUUAUCCCGAAAUUAUUGGAUUUUUAGCUGGAACCCCGCGCAUCUUAGCACCUAGUUGGCUCAAUUACUUAUUCUAGUCACCUUCAGGCUGAUUGUGGUAGUGAAAAAAGUAGCGUCUGACUUUAGGAAAGCGCAAAGAAAUUUGUGAGAAAAAUUACUCGCAAUACGCCCCAUAGAAAAUAUUGAUUUUUCUUCAAAACUUUUUUGGUGUUAACAUUUAAUAUUUUAAUUCCUUUCCCUGGGGACAAGGCAGGACAAAAGAACAAGUUUUGUUAAUUAUAUCAAGAGUACAGAAGGUGACGGGCAGAAAAAUUCCCAGUCAUGGCAGCAAGGAUGAAGGCUACCAAGUGUCCUACGGACGAGCUUUCGCUCAAGAAUGCAGCAAUUGUUAGUCCUUAUGACUUCUCCGACGACAUCAAGUAUAUUGAAGUGUCAACGGGUCCUGGACAGAGAUUUGUGUUUGCCAUUGAACGACAUCCAGACAUCCCACGCAAUGCAGUUGGCUUUUCCCUGGUUCAACGCAAAUGGGCCACAUUGUCCAUCAAUCAAGAUAUCGAUGUGAAGCCCUUCAGCUUUGACACGCGCAAAAAUGCCGAGUGCAUUGUCAAUGUGGUGCUGGAAGUGGACUUUGUCCAGAAGAAAAUCACCACAACAGAUCCCUAUGAUACAGAUCAGAUGGCCAAGGAUUUCCUCAUGCAAUUUGCUGGAUUGGCACUGACUGUUGGGCAGCCGUUGGUGUUUAGUUUCCAGGAUAAGAAACUCCUGGGAUUGGCCGUGAAGACAUUGGAGGCCGUGGAUGUGAAUGCUUACAAGGAUACUGCACAUAUGGAGCCAAAGGCAACAAGAUUCGGCCGUCUGCUGGGCAAUACGGUGGUGACAUUUGAGAAGGCAGAGAAUUCUUCGGUGAAUCUGGUGGGGAAGUCCAAGGGAAAGGUCGUACGACAGUCCAUCAUUAAUCCGGACUGGGAUUUUGGCAAGAUGGGAAUUGGGGGUUUGGACAAGGAAUUCAAUGCCAUCUUCCGGCGAGCCUUUGCAUCGCGUGUCUUCCCGCCGGAACUUGUGGAGCAAUUGGGCUGCAAGCACGUCAAGGGUAUCCUACUGUAUGGACCACCGGGAACUGGAAAGACCCUAAUGGCUCGUCAAAUUGGCAAGAUGCUCAAUGCUCGUGAGCCCAAGAUUGUCAAUGGGCCACAGAUUCUGGACAAGUAUGUGGGUGAAUCCGAAGCCAAUAUUCGCAGGCUGUUUGCCGAAGCUGAAGAGGAAGAGAAGAAAUUGGGACCCAACAGUGGUCUGCAUAUCAUUAUCUUUGACGAAAUCGAUGCCAUUUGCAAGGCUCGUGGCUCAGUGGCGGGAAACAGUGGAGUCCAUGAUACCGUGGUGAAUCAGCUUCUGGCCAAAAUUGACGGUGUGGAGCAGCUCAAUAAUAUCCUGGUGAUCGGUAUGACUAAUCGUCGGGACAUGAUUGACGAGGCACUCAUGCGUCCAGGUCGUCUGGAGGUGCAGAUGGAAAUUGGUCUGCCCAAUGAGGGUGGACGCUUCCAGAUUCUCAAUAUCCACACAAAACGCAUGAGGGACUUCAACAAGAUCAAUCCGGACGUGGACAAUCGUGAAUUGGCCACACUCACCAAAAAUUUCAGUGGAGCCGAGAUUGAAGGUCUCGUGCGAGCUGCUCAGUCCACAGCCAUGAAUAGGCUCAUCAAGGCAGCUACAAAAGUCGAAGUGGAUCCAGAGGCCAUGGAGAAGCUCAUGGUGAAUCGACAGGACUUCCUGCAUGCCCUAGAGAAUGACAUUAAGCCAGCUUUUGGCACUGCAGCCGAAGCUCUGGAGAACUUCCUGUCUCGAGGCAUUAUCAAUUGGGGCACGCCCGUUUCUAGCCUCCUGGAAGACGGAUCUCUGUACAUUCAGCAAGCCAGAGCUCCGGAAAGUCACGGAUUGGUGUCAAUUUUGCUUGAGGGGCCACCCAAUGCAGGAAAAACAGCCCUCGCUGCUCAAUUGGCCAAGAUGUCGGACUUCCCGUUCGUCAAAGUGUGCUCUCCUGAGGACAUGGUCGGAUUCACCGAGUCUGCCAAGUGUCUCCAGAUUCGCAAAAUCUUUGACGAUGCCUAUCGCUCAACUUUGAGCUGCAUUUUGGUUGAUAACAUCGAGCGUCUGUUGGAUUAUGGUCCAAUUGGACCCAGAUAUUCCAAUCUCACGCUCCAGGCACUUCUGGUGCUGCUGAAGAAGCAACCGCCGAAGGGCAGGAAGCUUCUGAUUCUGUGUACGAGCAGCAGGCGCCAGGUGCUCGAGGACAUGGAAAUGGUGUCGGCCUUUACGUCUAUUCUGCAUGUGCCAAAUCUCUCGCAGGUUGAGCAUGUGCUGGCCGUGCUCGAGGAGAGUGAUGUAUUCAACAAACAGGAGCUCAUGUCAAUCAACAAGAAACUCCAUGGACACCGGCUAUUCAUCGGCAUCAAAAAGCUCAAUGGACUAAUCGACAUGAUACGGCAGACGGACCAGGAGUACCGUGUCAUCAAAUUCCUGUCAAAAUUGGAGGAGGAAGGAUGUCUGGAUGUGGGUACUUGUGCACAGUAACUAGGAGUUGAUGAAUAGCAAUUGAAUUUAUCCGUUGUGCAUUUCAAUGAUUUGUUUUGAAGCCAAAUUGGAGGCGGAAGACAUCAAAAUGCAAAGUGGGCUAAAAUGCACAACGAUGGUAGAGAAUCAACACAAACAAAAAAAAAGAAUCCCUUAAUAUCAAUAUCUCUUCUUAAAUGAGAGAGCAUCCGCAGAAUAUUCUAAUAGUGCUUCAAAAAUCCGGGAGACUCAAAAGAUGAAGAUGAAGAAGAUUGCAUAGUUAUUAGAUAAUUUUCGCGCAGGUUUGUUAAUUUAUUUGUAAAGUUGUAAGAUUGAAUAAGAAAAGAAUUUAUUUAUUUUGUACAUUCCAUAUUUUUUUGUUUUAUUUUUUUAUUAAUUGUUUUUUUUUGUCCAACGAUUUGUCUUCCUUUGUUGUCCCCUUAACUCCCGUUUUUUGGACUAUUUUUUUUUGUCCUUAUUUAGCACGAGAAUUUUUGGAGAAACCACCGUCGUUAAACAUUUAUUAAUUUACAAAAUAAAAGUAUUAGAUUUAUCAUAAUUCGUGUAAGAAAAAAAAAGUGAAUUAUUCUUGUAGGUCAAUUACUGACAUUUAAUGCAAAUUGUAAUCGAGUGAUUGGAAUGAGGUUUGUUUAUCUCUUUUUGCAAUACAUUCUAAAUGUAAUUGUUACCAAAAAAAAAUAACAACAAAUAAUUUGAUGUUUGUAAGGUACUAAAAUUUUGUUGAGGCAUGAUGCAAAAAGAAAUAUAGCGUCUUGUAUAAAUUAAUUAAAAAAUAAAUUGUAAAAUUAUAAAUUUUGAAGAAAAAAAAUUGCUAACAUGGCAUUUUAUCUCGCUUCAUGUGAGAGGGGCGCAAAGAAAAGUAAUAAAAAAAAGUCUAGGUCAUAUUGUUAAAAAGUGGUACGAUUUGUGAAAAUUGUUAAAAAUUUUGAAUUCGAGAUUAAAGACAAAAAUAAAUUGUAGUACAAUUGAUAAGUGAAGGAAAAGCAUUACGUAGUUUAUCCGCCCUCUUCUCUCUGUAUAUUUUAUCCUUACACACUCAAAAUUGCAAUUAAGACACGAGUCUAAAUUUAUUCUUCCCUAAAAACUAAAAAAAAAUGUUUUAAGGUGAUGAAAGAAAAGGUAAAAAAUAAAGAAAUGAAUCAGUUGCAAAAA